AUGGCGAACGCCAGAGCCAACACCAAAGGAUCUCAGUUCUUCAUUUGCACCGUGAAGACCGAUUGGCUCGAUGGUAAGCAUGUGGUGUUUCGGCAGGUUGUGGAAGGGUUAGACGUCGUCAAGGUCAUCGAGAAGGUCGCCAUCAAAGUAGGUGUUGUCGCCGAUUGUGUCAAAAAUCAAAUUAUUCACUCCGAAACUGGAGGAGACUUCACAGCCGGGAACAGAACAGGCGGCGAGUCGAUCUACGGGGCCAAGUUCGAUGACCAGAAUUUUGAGAGGAAGCACACGGGACCAGGAAUCCUGUCGAUGGCGAACGCCAGAGCCAACACCAAAGGAUCUCAGUUCUUCAUUUGCACCGUGAAGACCGAUUGGCUCGAUGGUAAGCAUGUGGUGUUUCGGCAGGUUGUGGAAGGGUUAGACGUCGUCAAGGUCAUCGAGAAGGUCGCCAUCAAAGUAGGUGUUGUCGCCGAUUGUGGAUAA
This is a messenger RNA of Camelina sativa (false flax), 480 nucleotides long. The record is from RefSeq and is a predicted model, not a curated record. Lineage: Eukaryota; Viridiplantae; Streptophyta; Magnoliopsida; Brassicales; Brassicaceae.